CCUGAGAGCAGAGGGGAGAUCGGUGGUCGGAGCAGCGGGAGACACCGGGAUGAACCACAAGAGUAAAAAGCGGAUCAAGGAGGCGAAGCGCAGCGCCCGGCCGGAGCUGAAGGACUCCCAGGACUGGAUCCGUCACAACUAUGCCGAGGUGUACGGGCUGAGCCCCGGCAGCGUGCUGGAUAAUGUCGAGCGCGUUGACACCCUGCAGCUCACACCAGAAGAAUUCAUUGAGCGCUUUGAGAAACCCUACAAGCCGGUGGUGAUCCAAAAUGCCACGCUGGGGUGGCCCGCCCAUGAGAAAUGGACCAUAGAAAGACUCAAACGCAAAUACCGCAACCAGAAGUUCAAGUGCGGAGAAGACAACGAUGGCUAUUCUGUGAAGAUGAAGAUGAAAUAUUACAUUGAGUACAUGGAAGGGACCCGGGAUGACAGUCCCUUGUACAUCUUUGACAGCAGCUACGGGGAGCACCCUAAACGGCGGAAAUUGCUGGAGGAUUACGACGUGCCUAAAUACUUUCAAGAUGACCUUUUUCAGUUCGCAGGAGAGAAAAGGCGACCACCGUACAGAUGGUUUGUGAUGGGGCCUUCCCGCUCCGGAACAGGAAUUCACAUUGACCCAUUAGGAACCAGUGCGUGGAACUCUCUGGUCCAUGGACACAAGCGCUGGUGCCUCUUUCCCACCAAUACUCCACGUGAGCUCAUCAAGGUGACAAGAGAAGAAGGAGGUAACCAGCAGGACGAGGCCAUCACUUGGUUUAACGUGAUCUAUCCCCGUACAUUGCUGCCCACUUGGCCUGCUGAGUUUAAGCCUUUAGAGAUCCUGCAGAAGUCGGGAGAAACUGUGUUUGUACCAGGAGGUUGGUGGCACGUUGUGCUGAACUUAGACACUGCUAUCGCCAUCACCCAGAACUUCGCCAGUUGUACAAACUUCCCGGUGGUUUGGCACAAGACGGUGAGAGGGAGGCCCAAACUGUCCAGAAAGUGGUAUAGAAUCUUGAAGCAGGAGCGCCCCGAGCUGGCUGCAUUGGCUGACGCUGUAGAUUUACAGGAAUCAACCGGGAUUGCAUCUGACUCUUCAAGUGACUCAUCCAGCUCCUCGUCCUCCAGCUCUUCAGAAUCUGGAUCAGAGGACGACUCCAGCUCUGGAGCGGAGACUAUGUCACACCGGAAGAAGAAGAGGAGAACAUGCAGUGGUAUGGGGAAUGGAGACAGCACCACACAGGAUGACUGCGUGAGCAAAGAACGCAGCUCCUCCAGGUGACAGCUGGGUCACAGUCCUGCAUUCAGGGACAGAAAUGGCUCCUGCACAUGAUCUAAAGGAGAUGGUUUCUUUGUUCUAGUUUCUCUUAUCUGCUGCUAGGAAUCUACAGAACAAGCCCAGUACCACCAUUUUAUAUAGUACAUUACACAGACAUUACUGGUAUGAAUACUAACUUCUGUGCACUUCUGAAAUUAGGACUGGCGGUGGUCGAGACGCCGCAGAUGGCCUUUACUGGAUCAAGAAUGCUAGCAAUGCUUCUUGGGGAAACAUCUGCAUUGAGCAUGCUCAGGAUGGCACAUAGAUUUGAAAGCCCCCACAAGAAAAUGAAGUAUACAUGAUUUCACAAUGUCUAUCGUGUGGCUCCCUUCCAUUAACUAGUUCAGUGGUUUUAACUCCAGCUCCUGCAGCAAAUGAGGUCUGUGCAGGUGGAAGCUACCACUUGACCUGUUUCAUUGACCUUCUAACGAUACAUUUAUGACUUCUUAGCGCAUUCUGCAAGGUUUUCUGACUCCAUUUUUGAUUACAAUAACCCUUGGCAUCCUAGAUCUCUGCUGUGGUCACCCACUGACUACAGCAACGGUUGCAAGGCAAUAGCCUGAGGAAACGUUGGCACCAAUAGUACUUAUAAACCUAGCUGAGCCUGUACAAUUGUUGUGCCCUCCCCCUUUCGUUUUUAUAGACUACCU
Molecule: messenger RNA, 1947 nt
Organism: Bufo bufo (common toad)
Lineage: Eukaryota; Metazoa; Chordata; Amphibia; Anura; Bufonidae
Gene: JMJD6
Product: jumonji domain containing 6, arginine demethylase and lysine hydroxylase
Exons: 6
Coding region: 50-1261 (403 amino acids)
Biological process (GO): phagocytosis
Cellular component (GO): nucleus; cytoplasm
Molecular function (GO): P-TEFb complex binding; histone H4R3 demethylase activity
Source: RefSeq, a predicted model, not a curated record